UUUUGGUUUCGGCUGCAAUACAUUAGUUUUUCUUAUCAGUGGCAAAUGCCAGCUGAGGUGGGGUACUGGACUCAUCUUCAAGCUGUGCUCUUUUUCGUUGUUUGUCCAAUUUGGGGUGGUAGCAUUCAAGGACUAGAGUGCUUAAACGAAUUAAGAGGUGAAAUUUCUGUAUUAAAUCUUGGGUUUGUGACAGGCAAAGAAUAAGCUAAGAAGCAAACUUGCUGCAGAAAAGUAAAGUAGAGGGACAGCAAUUUACAUGGAGUUCAGGAAGGUAUCUCUUUCUAGAAAGCUGCAAUUUUAAUGUUGAGAAGUGUUGGAAGGCCUCCAGUCUCACCUGGGGAUAAAAAUCCUUGAUGAUUCAAAACUACGAGGGUGAUAAUUUCUCAUCAUGGCUAUUGAUGAUGAAAAUCCCUUGUGAUGGUCACUAUUUGGCUUUCAGCAAUUUGUUGGUGCUGAGAGAUUGAACUAGUUUCCGUAAACAAAUGAUGAGUGUGGAUUACUAUUAGGAAUGUAUAAAAUUUCUGACCAAGCUGCUGAGGGGGUUACUGAAACAUCUGGACAGAUUGCUGGUCUCUUUUUUUUUUUCUUUAUAAAGGAAAUUUUUCAUUUAUGUAUGGAGGAAAAACUUGGCAUGACACGCUAUAAAACCCAUAUUUACAACAAAAACUCCCCAGUCCUUAGCCUAUACUUACACAGCAACAUAUUUCACAUAUGAUAGUGAGAGAGUACAUUGUUGUUUGCAUGGCCAUCAGGUCUUGGGUUCAGGCAUGGAAGAAUUUAAAAUUAUUGUUUCUCGGUUCAUGGGUCGUGCUAAUUUUUUUCUUUUGUUCAUUUCUUAAAAAGGAUUCCUGGAAAAUAUUGAAAUUUUGAUCAAUUGAGGCAUAUUUUGUUUAUUAUCCCUAGAUACCAACUGAGUUGGAAUGCUUAAAUUGUGUGGAAACGUUGCCAUUAUUUGUUGGUGGUGAUCCAGAUGGAGGCAGGAACAUUCAAGAAAUAGAAUACUUAAAGGUAAACAAGAAGCUGAGAAAGACAAUAUAUAUUUAUAUACUCUGCCAUCAUGCUGAUGUUACAUUUGUAGUAAAUUAUAGAGACUAACUUUAUGACAAAUGCAGAUGGGUGGUGUCCAGCUGGGGCACAAUUUUGAUAUUCUAUUAAUCCAUCUUAAUCUUUGUCCCUAUAUACAAAUUCAUCAUAGAGAUUCCUACAAGGUGAUUACUAAAAAAUUAAUUUCCUCACAAGCAAGUUGAUACUGAAAGUAGUUUUCUUACUAAAGACAAAAUUAUUUUUAAUUGAGGAUUUUAAUCUUGUUCGAAUAUUCCCUCCAAUAUUCUCUCAUAUACACAAGGCAGAAGCAUCAUAAUUUAGUUUCCCAAAUUUUCUGAUAGACAUUUCUUAGCAGCAAGAAAGAAAAGGAGAUAUGGCUGACAUUGUCCUGAGUUUUGUAGUCGAGGGGACACUAGCCAGGGUUGUUUCCCUUAUCACUGAAGAGAUCAUCCUUCAGUGGAAUCUCAAGGAGGACCUGAAAAGGCUUCAGGAGUCGCUAGCCAUGAUUCAUGAUGUCCUACAAGAUGCAGAAGAGCAACAGGUGACUCAGAAAGCUGUGAAACGUUGGCUGAAAAAGCUCAGAGAUGUAGCCUAUGAUGCUGAAGAUGUGAUUGAUGAGUUUGCUUAUGAGAUUCUUCGGCGAAAGGUGGAGAUCCAGGACCAACCAGGGAAUGAGGUACGCAGCUUCUUUUCAUUUUCUAAAGGUACUCAGUAUGUAAAGAAGGCUGCAUUUCAUGUUAAAAUGUCCCAUAAGGUGAAGAAUAUAAACGAGUCAUUGGAUAAAAUAAAAAAGGAAGCAGCUGAAUUUGGACUCAAAGUUAUAACUGUGGAUAGGUUGCCUCAAAUAAGUCUGGACCGAGUGACAGACUCCUACCUUGAUAACUCCCAAGUUGUGGGAAGGGAAGAUGAUGUGUCUAAAAUUGUGAACUUACUGACCACCUCUUGCAAUCAGCCUCUCACUGUAGUUCCUAUAGUGGGCAUGGCUGGUCUUGGAAAGACAACUGUGGCAAAACUGGUAUGUAAAGCAGCAAAGGAGAAGAAACUUUAUGAUGUGACUAUGUGGGUCUGUGUUUCUGAUAAUUUUGAUGAGCAGAGAAUUUUAGGAGAAAUGUUACAAACUCUUGACAAAAACACAGGUGGAAUGACCAACAAGGAUGCAAUACUUAAACAUCUGGAGAAAGAGCUGGAAAUGAAAAGAUUUCUGCUCAUACUUGAUGAUGUCUGGAAUGAGGAAUCUGAGAAAUGGGAGAGUUUGAAGAGUCGUUUGUUAACAAUUUGUGGGAGCAAAGGAAACGCCAUUGUUGUUACCACUCGUAGUGAGCUGGUGGCAUCAAUAGUAGAGACUUCUCUCCACUGCAGACAUAAAAUAAGAGAACUAUUGAAUGAUGAAUGCUGGUUCAUUAUCAAAGAACGAGUCUUUGGAAGUGGGGGAGCAUCAAUACCCUCUGAUUUGGAGGCUAUUGGAAGGGAGAUUGCCGAAAGAUGCAGAGGUGUGCCACUAGCUGCAAGAGUCUUAGGUGGGACAAUGCGUAUUAAAAGGGACAAAAAAGAUUGGUUGUCAAUUCAAGAAAGCAAGGUUUGGGAGGUAUCAGGAUAUAAUGACAGGAUUUUGCCUAUAUUGAAACUAAGUUUUGAUCACUUGCCUUCAUCUUUGAAGGCAUGUUUUGCGUACUGUUCAAUUUUUCCUAAAGAUUUUUGUAUUGAGAAGGAGCAAUUAGUCCAGCUUUGGAUGGCUGAAGGAUUUUUGGGGACCUCGAGUGAAAGUUCAUUGAUGGAAGCUAUUGGUAACAAGUAUUUUAACGACUUGCUUGUCAAUUCAUUCUUCCAAGAUGUGGAAAGGAAUGUGUAUGAAAGAAUAAGAAGUUGUAAGAUGCAUGACCUUGUACACGAUCUUGCUCUCUCUGUUUCAAAUGAAACAAUGGCUCUGGAGGCUUGUUCAAAUCUAGAUGAUAUGUCACAAAUUCGUCGGUUGAAUCUUAUUUGUGGAGGGAAACCAGCACCAGCAUUGCCAAAGGGUGGUUCAGGAAAACUGAGAUCUUUCUUUGCAAAGGAUGUUUUGCUCUACGAUGAAUCUUGGAAGUUCAAAAGGUUGCGGACACUAAACUUGGUUGGUUCUGGUAUUAGAGAGUUGCCAUUUUCAAUUGGCAAGUUAAAACAUUUGAGAUACCUUGAUGUCUCAUGGACUGAAAUUGCAGCAUUCCCUGAUUCCAUCACCAAGCUUUACAAUUUGAUGACACUUAGACUAAUUGUAUGUACAUCACUUAAAAAGCUUCCUGAAAAUAUUAAAAACUUGAUCAGUUUGAGGCACAUUGACUUUUCUUAUGGUGUCCAGAUGCCAGCUAAUGUGGGAUGCUUAACUAGUUUGCAAACGUUGCCAUUAUUUGUCCUCGGACCAGACAGGGGCGGUGCCAUUCAAGAACUAGAAUGCUUAAAUGAAUUAAGAGGGAAUUUGGCAAUCAUCAAUCUUGAGCAUGUCAAAGACAAACAAGAAGCUGAAAAAGCAAACCUGCAAGAAAAAAAAGGAUUGGUUGCAUUGCGAUUGACAUGGAGCUCAAGUAGAGAGGACAAUUAUAAUGAUGAGGGUGUCUUGGAAGGCCUUCAGCCUCAUUCAAACAUAGAAAGCCUGGAGAUUGAGAGUUAUGGUGGAGAAAAAUUCCCAUCAUGGCUGUUGAUGAACAUUUCUACUCACAGUAAUUCUUUGCAUCUGAAUAAUUUGGUGAGGCUGGAAUUGAAAUUCUGCGAGAACUGUGAACAAAUCCCGAAACUUGGACUUCUUCCUCAUCUUAAAAUCCUGAUGAUAGCCAGGUUGGUCAAUGUAAAGCGCAUCAGUAAUGAGUUCUACUACAGCAAUGGCAGUGAAAUAGCCAACGAUGCAUGCAGACUUUUUCCUGUCUUAAAAGAAUUUUCUCUAGCUUUUAUGAAUGGCCUAGUUGAAUGGAUGGUACCGGAUGUGGUCAGAGAAGGCUGCACAAUUGCAUUUCCUUGUCUUGGAAGUUUGACCAUUAGAUGGUGUCAUCAGUUGACAAGCCUACCAAUAAGCUACCUUUCAUCGCUCACAAAACUGAAGAUCAAUGGCUGCGGUGGACUGAGUUAUUUAUGUGAUGUACUUCAUGCCUUCACUUCUCUUGAAGAAUUAUCAUUAUUAGAUUGUCACAAGUUGGUGUCCAUUCCAAGCAUUCAGGGCCUCACAUCUCUUAAAAAUCUAGAAAUUGUUGCGUGUUAUAACAUAGUAUCUCUUCCAAGUGGGCUACAAUCCUGCACUUCUCUGGAGAAAUUGACUAUAACAAGCUGCUCAAAGCUAAUGUCAAUUCAUAAAGACUUGCAGGAACUGCGAUCUCUUGUUUAUUUGUACAUAUCAAAUUGUCCAAGUUUGGCUAGCUCUCCUCCAGACGACUGCUUAAGCUUCCUCACUCAAUUGAAGCAACUAACAAUUGGCUCUGAAGAAUUGAAGGCUUUCCCUGGUCUAGAAUCAAUCAAAGAAUCCCUGGAAGAGUUAGUGCUGAUAUGCGGGAAGAAGGAACUCAAGUCUCUGCCAAGCCAACUUCAGAACCUCACUGCACUGAAGGCAUUGCAGAUUGUCAAUUUCACCGCAGUGGAAGCUUUUCCAGAGUGGUUGGGAAAUCUUAAAUCUCUUGAAAAGCUGGAAAUUGGGGGAUGUGAGAACCUGAUGUAUCUACCCACAACAAUGCAAGAUCUCUGCAAAUUAAAGAGGCUGAAAAUUUAUGGCUGUCCCUUGCUUCAGGAAAGGUGCGCCAAGAAGGGUGGGUCUGAGUGGCCCAAGAUUUCUCAUAUACCAGAAAUCAUUAUCAGUCAAUUCAGAUGAUGGGAUUAAAGGUUGUGAGAAAUGAAGCUGAGGAAGAAGCUAAAUGCAUGAAAUCUAAACCUUGGUAUUCAUUGAAGCUUGGAAGGAAGAUUGAGCAACAAUGAAGGAGGAAACGUUGAGGGCUCCAAUCUUAAGCAUGGAGGCUUGAGUCCUGACACUUUAGCCAGAACAGAAAGGGGCAGAAGCGCGGAUCCUGAAUCUAUUGCGAAUUUGAAUCCAUAUCACCAUGUGAUGAAUCCAGAUCCAGAUCCAGAUCCAUGCUUUAUUUGAAAAACGAAAAACAAAGAGAUGCCAACGUUCUUAGCAUUUAACUGCUGCAUGCUAUAGAAGUUUUUUGUUCAAAACAGUUAUAAGGUUACAGGACAAAAAGGUAGAGAAUAAAAACGUUGUAACACUGCACUUGAAUAUUGGCUAGCCAUUUUCAGAAUCAAUCCUAGAUAGAAUUCAAAACAAUCAAAUUUGUUACGAAUCAAACCGCCGAAUCCGACCCAGGAAACUUAGAAACAAACUGAAGCAGCCAUUUAUGUUUAUUGCGAGGAGGCUUUGCCUUUCGUCAACCACCAGCUCUGAAAAUUGGGGCAAGAUCCCAAGAGAAUCGCUGUCAUCCUCACAAUAAAAGCUCAAGGAAAACAACAAAAAUCCACAAUGGCACCAGAGACUUCAAGCUUCAUAUCUACGGACAAAUUAAAUGACUCGAGAUUCACUUGAGUUCUAAGCCAUAAUCACUAUGUUCGUGAAAGGGAAACCAGGUCCGAAUCAUUGCACCUUAUUUCCAGGCCAAUAAAGCCCCGGACGCGGAUUUUUGGAAUCAAUUUUGGCUGGGCUCGUUGUUGGGCUGAACCAUCCAGCAGUCAGGCCUAGCAGA
Messenger RNA from Manihot esculenta (cassava), 5732 nucleotides. RefSeq names its product putative disease resistance protein RGA4. The coding region runs from base 1418 to 4867 and encodes 1149 amino acids. The transcript has 5 exons. Gene Ontology annotation, molecular function: ADP binding. The record is from RefSeq and is a predicted model, not a curated record. Lineage: Eukaryota; Viridiplantae; Streptophyta; Magnoliopsida; Malpighiales; Euphorbiaceae. Gene Ontology annotation, biological process: defense response to other organism.